AUGGACGACGACGAGCAGAAAGGUUACACUUGGGAAACCGGGUACGCCGAAGGUUGCUUCUCGCAAAAAUUUGAAACCUUUUUUUAAUUUAAUUUUUCAAGGUUUGAAUAUCGGAGAAGUGCUGGUAGAAGAUGAAGGAGGAUCCAUUGAAAAAUCUAUUGCACGUUAUGUUGCCGAUUCGAAGAAAAAAUUGCGAGGUGUUGCAAAACCAACGAAAAUUCGGUUAGGAAUUGUGAGUUUUGACUCAGGCUCAAGCAACAAAAAGACGGGAAAUCGGUUUAGAUGCGUCAUGUGAUGAUUGUCAUAGACUGUUCUCGAUUUAUGACAAAUAAGGCUAUGCCGCCCUCAAGAUUUGCAGCUACUUUGAAGGUACUGAGGCUUCUGAAACUUGAGAAUUGAUUAAGAAAAGACAGGUUCUACUGGCGUUUUUGGAAAAGUUUUUCGAGCAGAACCCUAUCGCGCAAAUUGGAUUCAUCACCUGCAAAGACAAGAAAGCAGAACGUCUUGCAGCUUUAACAGGUAGGAAAUCAUAUUUUUCUGCUUUCAAAGUAAUAUUUCAGGUAAUAUUCGAAAUUUGAAAGAUUCUUUGGGGACUUUGAACGAAAUGUUCUGCGGUGGUGACUUUUCUCUGCAAAACUCUUUGCAAUUGGCUUGUUCAAAUCUUCGGUGGAGCAAUAUUGAGACAAUUUUGAUAAUGAAAAGAUUUUCAGGGACUUGCCUGGUCAUGUAUCUCGGGAGAUUAUUGUCAUUAUGGGAAGUCUUACUACAAUUGAUCCAGGAAAUAUUUUCACCACUAUCGAGGUUAGUAGCUCGCCUCUGAUGGGCAUACAGUUUGAAGGAAUUGAAAUCAAAAUUUGUAUUUAGGUGCUGAAAUCUCUGAACAUUCGAUCUUCAGUGAUUGGCCUUGCAGCAGAGAUGUUCGUGUGCAAACAGCUCGCUCAAAUGACCAAAGGUUAUUCAUUAACUGACAGCUAACCUUGAAUAUUUUUCCAUGCGACUUGUAGUUGAAAUUAAUUUUUUUUUUCCUGUUUAAUGUAGUUUUUUGAGAGUUUCAAGCCAAUUUUUAUAGUAUUUCAAACUUCAGAGUAAAAUUGCCUUCCUUGUAAAGUGUUCACCCGUCCUUGGACUUGAAGCAUCUGAAAAUGACGUCACAGCAUUUUUCGUUCUUCAGGCGACUUCUCAGUGGCGCUGGACGGCGACCACAUGUUCACGCUGUUCGCCAAGCACACCGUCCCUCCGACAACAAUAAGAUCCGCCGAAUGCAAUGCGAUCCGAGUCGGCUUCCCUCCUCACCAGAAGAUCACCGCGCGGUCAUUCUGCAUAUGGUGAUUCCGUACUCCUUGCACACGUCCUCAUAUUCUUCUACAGCCAUUCCGAAUCGGGUCCACUCUCUGACCGAGGCUUCAUCUGCGAGCAGUGCGGCGUCCGGCAUUGCUCGCUGCCUUCAGAAUGCCCGGUUUGUCGGCUGACGCUGGUCGCCGCGCCUCAGCUCGCCAGGGCCUUCAGACAUCUCUUGCCUCUGACUCCUUUCCAGCACGUCGCGGUGUCCAAUGAGUGGGUUACUUUCGAAGAAUUGAAUUAUUCAGGAAAACCUCUUUCCUUUUUUAAAAUUUUGCCUCAAAUUAGAAAGAUAAAUGAAAGGCAUUGAGAUCAAGAAAGGAAAAAGACAGGAUAGGGAGUGUGAAAAUUGUUUCAAGAACGAUUUUCUAUUGAGCAUUAAAAAGCUUUUAGAACUGAUUUAGUAAAAUCGGGGAAAAAAAAGAGAAAAAACUUGAAUGAAAUUUAAUAAUGUCAGUUUUAAAAAUCAAUAAUAGGAAGUAAUUUUAAAAUUACACGAAGAUCGCAGCUAAAAAAUAAAAAUUUUCCUUUUCAAAUUUUUUUUAUAGAGAAUGCGCGGCCUGUGAGCAAUUCCUAGAGUCGGAGGCCUACCAAUGCUUGAAAUGCACCUCGUUCUUCUGCUUCGAUUGCGACCUUCUACUCCACGAAAGCUUACACGUCUGUCCGAUGUGCAGCUGA
Caenorhabditis auriculariae is the source of this 2016-nucleotide messenger RNA. The record is from the annotation of a GenBank genome assembly. Lineage: Eukaryota; Metazoa; Nematoda; Chromadorea; Rhabditida; Rhabditidae.